AUGGCUCUGACAAACCCCAUGAAGACCAUGCCCAUGGGCCCUUGGAAGAUCACCGUGUACGACCAGGAGAACUUCCAGGGAAGGCGCAUGGAAUUCACCGCCAGCUGCCAGAACAUCAUGGAGUGCGGGAUGGAGAACAUCCGCUCCCUGAAGGUUGAAUGUGGAGCCUGGGUGGGUUAUGAGCACUCCAGCUUCUGUGGCCAGCAGUUUGUCCUGGAGAGGGGAGACUACCCUCGCUUUGAGGCCUACAGUGGCAGCAACUCCUACCGCAUUGAGAGGAUGAUCUCCUUCAGGCCCAUCUGCUGUGCUAACCAAAAAGAGUCCAAGAUGAUCAUCUACGAGAAGGAGAACAUGAUUGGUCGUCAGUUUGAGCUGUGCGAUGACUAUCCCUCCCUGCAGGCCAUGGGUUGGAUGAACAAUGAGGUCGGAUCAAUGCACGUGCAGUCUGGCGCCUUUGUGUGCUACCAGUUCCCCGGUUACCGUGGUCAUCAGUACAUUCUGGAGAGUGACUGCCAUGGAGGAGAGUUCAAGUGCUACCGUGAGUUUGGCUCCCACGCCCAGACUCCCCAGAUUCAGUCCAUCAGGAGGAUUCAGCACUGA
Molecule: messenger RNA, 600 nt
Organism: Lampris incognitus (smalleye Pacific opah)
Lineage: Eukaryota; Metazoa; Chordata; Actinopteri; Lampriformes; Lampridae
Product: beta-crystallin A1-like
Exons: 5
Coding region: 1-600 (199 amino acids)
Biological process (GO): visual perception; lens development in camera-type eye
Molecular function (GO): structural constituent of eye lens
Source: RefSeq, a predicted model, not a curated record